Messenger RNA from Chaetomium fimeti, 3786 nucleotides. Its product is annotated as SNF2 family N-terminal domain-containing protein. Bases 138 to 3479 code for a protein of 1113 amino acids. The transcript is spliced from 3 exons. Gene Ontology annotation, molecular function: ATP binding; ATP-dependent chromatin remodeler activity. Gene Ontology annotation, cellular component: nucleus. The record is from RefSeq and is a predicted model, not a curated record. Gene Ontology annotation, biological process: DNA repair. Lineage: Eukaryota; Fungi; Ascomycota; Sordariomycetes; Sordariales; Chaetomiaceae.
GUCAGUUAGUAAACAGAGAGGCCCACCAAGCGCUGUCGGAAGUGCCCCGCGACCACGCCUUACAACAAUCGAGAGGAUCUGGCAGCUGGCGAUAACCCCACAAUCGGCAAGAUAUUGCUGCGAACCUGGAGUCAUCGAUGCGAAAACCAGGCUCCAGCUUCGCAAUCCAACCCCAAAACAAUCUCGCAUCCGACAACAAACCAGGUUUCUCGCGGACGAACAAAGCGAGUGACAGAAGACCGAGCAACAGCAAACCACGGAGGUCUCGGGCAGAGUUGAGACAGAGCUUCUACGACCUGGUGGAAGCGACGACCAUCAGCUACACCUCCUCCCCGCCGAAAUCCUCAAACGCUUCGCUUGCUAGUCUCGAGUCAGACAACAUGGCGCGAUUACGGAAAGAAUCGUUCAGCGAUGACGACCUCGAGUACCUCAGCUCGCAGGCAACCAACAUGUCGCUAGAUCCUGCGUCUCAAACACCGCCGAAGCAAACCAGCAGGCCAAGCAACGCUGUUGUUGACUUGACAGACAGCCCGAUACCGGCCAUCCGAUCCCCGGCAGCUGCGACACCAACACCGAGCUUUGGCCAUCCGACAAAACUGGCCCCGCGGUUCGGCCAGCAAGCGGACAAGCCCAAUCCCAUGUUUAUUCAGCGGAGAACCCGGCCCGAGUUUCACACCGACAUGUAUAGGACUUCAGGUCCACUGAAACCGAAGGCCGAGGCUAAGAAAGCGCCAGCGCUCCAAAUGUUUAGUUCCAUGAGUGAAGACGCCCAACCCGCGUACCAGUACACCCAACCUGCGGGGUCGUUUGGGGACAAGGUUUUCUACACGGACCCCACCAAGGCCGCGGCAGACCUGAAGGCCUUGCUCGAGGGCGGCAUGGAAGAUGAAGAGGAGGAGGGCGAGGCGCCCAAACCCGAGGGUGACAAGCCAAAGAAAGAGACCAUCGAGGAUGGUACGCAGGAGGGCAUCAAGGUCAAACUCCUCCCUCACCAAGUGGAGGGAGUGCGAUGGAUGCGUGGGAGAGAAGUUGGGGCCCAAAAGAAAGGAAAGGUGACUAAUGGGGGUAUCCUAGCCGAUGAUAUGGGUCUCGGAAAGACACUGCAGAGCAUCUCGCUGAUCGUCAGCAACACGAUGCCUGGGCCCGAAGAGAAGGGGUGGAAGAAACAUUUCGAUCAGGUGAAGAAAGCAACACUUGUGGUUGCGCCGCUUGCACUCAUCCGCCAGUGGGAGGCCGAGAUCAAGGAGAAAGUGACCAAGGACCACGAACUCCGGGUCUAUGUCCACCAUGGCCCUCAACGGACAAAGGACCCCAAGGUUCUGGGAAAGUACGACGUGGUUAUCACUACUUAUCAGAUCCUGGUGUCUGAGCACGGUAACAGUCACCCAGACCCCACAAAGUCACCUCAGGCGGGUUGUUUUGGUGUCCACUGGUUCCGCGUCAUCCUGGAUGAGGCUCAUAGCAUCAAGAACCGCAACGCCAAGGCGACCAAGGCAUGCUGUGCUCUCCGUUCCGAGUAUCGCUGGUGUCUCACCGGUACACCAAUGCAGAACAACCUCGACGAGCUUCAGUCGCUCGUCCACUUCCUCCGGAUCGCUCCCUACGACGAUUUGGCUGAGUGGAGAGCCAACAUUGAUGGGCCACUCAAGUCUGGUAAGGGCCACAUUGCCAUCCGGCGGCUGCAUUCCCUCCUCCAGUGCUUUAUGAAGCGGCGAACCAAGGAUGUCCUGAAGGAGGAAGGCGCCCUCGCUAAGGCGGAAGGGCGGGACGCGACAGACGUGCCACAGCCCGCUUUCAAGGUCACGCAACGCAAGGUGGUCACAGUCGAGACGGAGUUCUCCGAAGCCGAGCGCGAGUUCUACGACAAGCUGGAGGCGCGUGCCGACAAGAGCCUCGAGAAGAUGAUGAAGGGCAAGGUCAACUACGCCAACGCCCUCGUGCUGCUGCUGCGCCUGCGCCAGGCAUGCAACCACCCGCGGCUGUCUGAGACGAAGCUCGAGAAGGACAGUGAAGCGCUGAUUGGCGAUACGGCGUCGCAGCCGAAAGCGAGCGCUGCAGACGAUCUGGAUGCUCUGGCGGAUGCAUUUGGCGGCAUGGGCAUCCAGACGAAGCAGUGCGAGAUGUGUCUGAACGAUCUGAGCAAGAAGGAGGUGGCGGCCGGUUUGUUGCGCUGCACUGAGUGCGCCGAGAGCUUGCAGAAGGUCAACAAUGAGAGCCCGGGCCGGAAGAAGCCGAAGAAGGAGAAUAGGAGAGUCAGCGUGGUGGAGGAGGAGAUCAAGAUCGAGAAGAUGGCAAAGCGGAAGCCCAAGGGCCGCAAGAUAAUCACCGACAGUGAUGACGAAGAGGAAGAGAUGGAGGGGAGCUGGUUGGUGGAUGAGGAUGAGCGUGGUUCUCUACGCCUAGGCAAGGCCGGCGGCGAGGAAGAUGAGAAUGCAGAGGGUGGUGGCGAAGAUAUCGCCUCGGAGGAUUCCGAUCACUCCUCGGAGGAGGACGAUGGGAGCCAGCUCGAUAGCUUCAUUGUCAAGGAUGAAGAGGUACCGGAGGGUGGAUCAGGCUCCGAGACCGAUUCGGAUGACGAGACGUUUGUCUCAGUGUCUAAGCUACGCACACAGACCGUCUCUUCCUCCCAAAACAACGAGGUAGACUCCCCCGAAAACCCGGGCAUCUCUGAAUCCGAACUCCUCUCCGGGUCCGACUCGGACUCAGACGACGACCUUCCCGUCAAACGGCAUAACGGACACCGCAGCGGUGCCAAACCCAAGCGACACAGCAUCGGCGCCAACAGCAAUACCAUCAUGACCUCGGCCAAAAUCCGCGAGCUCCUCUCCCUCCUUCGUAAAGAAGCCCCCGAACACAAGUUCAUCGUCUUCUCCCAAUUCACCUCCAUGCUCGACCUAGUCGAGCCCUUCCUCCGCGCCCAGCCAGGUCUCAAAGCAGUGCGAUACGACGGCAAGAUGGCCAACGACGCGCGCGAGGCAGCGCUCCGAGCGCUCCGCACCGACCCGCACACGCGCAUCCUGCUGUGCUCGCUAAAAUGCGGCUCCCUCGGCCUCAACCUGACGGCCGCCACGCGCGUCGUCAUCGUCGAGCCCUUCUGGAACCCCUUCGUCGAGGAGCAGGCCAUCGACCGCGUGCACCGCCUCACCCAGACGGUCGACGUGGUCGUCUACAAGCUCACCGUCGCCGGCACCGUCGAGGCCCGCAUCCUCGACCUGCAGGACAAGAAGCGCCGCCUCGCCGAGGCCACCAUCGAGGGCGGCGCCCGCCGCAAGGGUAAGGGCCAGCUGAAACUCGGCCUGCAGGAGAUCCUCGAGCUGUUCAAGCACGACGCGCGCGCCUCCUCGCUGGGCGGGGUGGAGGAUGACGACCCCCAUGGGCUGGGGUCGAAUGGGGUGGUGGUGGGCGAUGUGGGGGAUAUGAUGCGGCGGACGAAGCAGCCGAGGAGGAAGGAGCAUGAGGUUUAUGGGAGGCGGUGGUAGGGUGGCCGGGGGGGCUGGUUUGGGAUAGACUGGGGUUUGGGAUACAUUGGGAAAAGUGGUUUUAGGAGGAAGGGUUGGAUUGGGUGUUCUGGAUGGUGUUGGUUUUGGUCGGAUGGGUUUGUUGGUGGGUUAGGGGGUUAACCGGAUGGUAUACCAACUGGUGCUUUUUUGUGUGUAUCCUGUCUGGAUUAUAGCGGUUCCCUCUCUGCCCGGCCGGUAGCGGCCACAUCGGCACUGAGUAUGGGGCUUUCUUGUGCGUAUCCUACGGUUUCGUAGUUUAUUUUCACCACUGUUUUUAAGAAAUAUG